Astyanax mexicanus (Mexican tetra) is the source of this 8483-nucleotide messenger RNA. Its product is annotated as tripartite motif-containing protein 16-like. The coding region runs from base 43 to 1746 and encodes 567 amino acids. Lineage: Eukaryota; Metazoa; Chordata; Actinopteri; Characiformes; Acestrorhamphidae. Gene Ontology annotation, molecular function: zinc ion binding; protein binding. The record is from RefSeq and is a predicted model, not a curated record. The transcript has 7 exons.
GAGAAAACGAAACUCUCUCUCUCAGUCUGUGAGAGCAGUAAGAUGGCAGAGGUCAGUAUUUUAGAUCAGGAUCAGUUCAGCUGUUCAGUCUGUCUGGAUCUACUGAAGAAUCCAGUAGCUAUUCCCUGUGGACACAGUUACUGUAUGGUGUGUAUUAAUGGCUGCUGGGAUCAGGAGGAUCAGAGGGGGGUCUACAGCUGCCCCCAGUGCAGAGAAACGUUCACUCCGAGGCCUGUUCUACGCAGAAACAACAUGCUGGCUGAAGUGGUGGAGAAACUGAAGAAGACAGAAGUCCGAGCUGCUUCUCCUGCUCACUGUUACGCUGGAGCUGGAGAUGUGGAGUGUGAUUUCUGUACUGGGAGAAAACUCAAAGCCAUCAAGUCCUGUCUGAUGUGUUUAGCGUCUCUCUGUGAAACUCAUCUUAAACCUCAUCUGGAAAUUCCAGCUUUAAUCAAACACAAGCUGGUGAAAGCGUCCACACGACUACAGGAGAAGAUCUGCUCUCAGCAUGAUAAACUGAUCGAGAUCUACUGUCGCACUGAUCAACAGUUUAUCUGUUAUUUAUGUACGAUGGAUGAACACAUGGGUCACAGUACAGUUGCAGCUGUAGCAGAAAGGAAAGAGAAGCAGAGUCAGAUAAAGAAGAUACAGAAAAAGUUCCAGCAGAGAAUCCAGGAGAAACAGAAGAAGCUGCAGGAGGUGAACCAGACUGUAAAAAAUGUUAAGCUCUCUGCACAGUCAGCAGUGGAGGACAGUGAGAGGAUCUUUACUGAGCUGAUCCGCUCCAUUGAGAAAAAGCGCUCUGAGGUAACAGAGCUGAUCAGAGAUCAGGAGAAGACUGAACUGAGUGCAGCUGAAGAACUCCUGGAGCAGCUGGAGCAGGAGAUCACUGAUCUAAAGAGGAGAAACACUGAGCUGCAGCAGCUUUCACACACAGAAGAUCACAUCCACUUCCUCCAGAGAUUCCAGUCUGUGAGUGUCUCUCCUGGAGAUAAAGAUUCACCCAGCAUCACUGUCCAUCAUCAUCAUCAUCAUCAUCAUCUCUCAUUUGAUGGAGUGAGGAAAUCUCUCUCUGAUUUGAAAGAGCGACUGGAGGAAUUCUGCAGGAAGGAGUUCAGUAAAAUCUCUGCACAGGCUGCAGCAGCUCAAACCAUUUUACCCCCAGAACCAAAAAACAGAGCAGACUUUCUACACUAUUUCUGUCGACUGACUCUGGAUCCAAACACAGUACAUCAGUAUCUCAGUCUGUCUGAGAACAACAGAGUGGUGAAGCGCAUUAAUAAACAGAUUUACUCUGAUCAUCCAGAGAGAUUUGACAGUUAUGGUCAGGUGUUGAGUAAGGAGAGUGUGAGUGGACGCUGUUACUGGGAGGUUGAGUGGAGCAGUAUAAUAGGAUGUGUGUACAUAUCAGUAUCAUAUAAAGGGAUCAGCAGAAAAGGAUCGGGUAAUGAAUGCUGGUUUGGAGGCAAUAAUCAGUCCUGGAGUCUGCAGUGUUUUCCCUCUCUCUCUUUCUGGCACAACAACACUGAGACUGAGAUCUCAGCUCCUCCAUCCUCCAGAAUAGGAGUGUAUGUGGAUCACAGUGCAGGAACUCUGUCCUUCUACAGCGUCUCUGAUACAAUGACCCUCCUACACACAGUCCACACCACAUUCACUCAGCCGCUCUACGCUGGAGUCAGGGUUGGUGGUCUGUUUGUAGGUUGUAAUGGUUUUGGUGGAACUGUGAGGUUGUGGGAUCCAGAAUAAGGAGUCAGGUGUUUUUUGGUUCUUGUAAGAAAGAUAAAAACAAAGUUGGAUUUUUUUCAGAAUUCAGAAUCACAUUUAUUCAGUUUUGUUUCUGAGCUGUUUGAAGUUACAGCAAGUUCAGUAAAUUCAGUAAAUUCCACUUUAAAUUCUGGAUUUAGAAUAAAGUGAGCCAGUAAUGAAAGAUGAUGUGUUUCACAUUUACAAACUUUAUAAAUGUUACGUCCUAGACGUUUAUUUUGGAAUUUAUUAUUAUUUUUGUAGAUUGAGUAAGGUAUUAAGUAGCUUUUGUUGUUUUUCUGUUGUCGUGCUGCUGCCCUCUGCUGCUCUUUCCGUGUAUCUCUUGUUCCCUCUCUCUCAAGUUCUUAGGUCACAUCUUGGUGGGAACAUGUCAGCUGAUCACUGUGGCCAUGUGACCCAAGAAUACAAAAGGACCUGAAGUUCCAUUGUGGGGUGGCCCAUGGUGUCUCCACCAUGCGGUCCAUGGCAGACAUAUUGACACUUGCCUUUGUUUAGCUUAUGUCUCUGUCUUGGUUAAGAUGAUGUGUUAUGUCACUGUAGGGGUGAGCUGCCAUUUUGUUUUUACUUACAUUUGUUUCUGUUUAUGAACAGGGAGGUAGGUAAGCUGUUUGUCUUUUCUUUGAACUUUUGUUUUUGAUGCACAGGUAAGAUAGCUUUUGACUGGUUAGACAUUUUUGUUUGUUAUUUUGGCCUUGGCUCACCCUGAAGUUUUUGUGACUUAGUUUAUAUUUGUUUAUGACUUUGAGUGUUAUUAUUAUUAUUAUUAUUAUUAUUAUUAUUAUUAUUAUUUCUUUUUGAGCUGUAACAUUAUUUGUAUUUUCUUGAUCUGCCAUGUAUUUUGUAUUGCCUGACCCUCCAAUCUAAAAACACCAAAUACAUUUUUCUAUUUUUGCAUCCAAAACUUGUUGGUCCAUUUAUUUAUGUUGCAACCCUUAGACCCCUAGGCUAUACUUUUAUCUAGGGUCGUAACAUAAAUUGGGGGCUCGUCCUUUGCAGUUUCAUUAGCUGUUUUCAUUUUUGUGUGGUGAGGUACUUUGUGGCAGUAGCCAUGUUUAACUUAGAGACCUUUACUUGUGAUCCUACCCUGGAGCAAUUUGAUCAGUGUCGUAAGGCUGACUUAAUAUUAAUUGCUGAAUUUUUUGAUAUUUCUGUGGGUCGACUUAAGACCAAAGCUGAAAUAAAAUCUGAUUUGUAUCGGCAGCUGGUGGAUCGGAGUGUUUUGCCAGAGAGGCCAUGCUCAGUGACUGAGGGUGCAGGUGUUGCCACAGAUGAGGCAUCUAUCGCAGCAACGGGGGAGGCCGAGGCUCCGGCAGUGUCUCAAAGCAUAGAACCUGUAAAUCCUCCUGUCUUUAAUCCUGAGAUCACGGUACGUCUAAAAGAGCUGGAGGUGGAACUGCAGCGGCAAAAUGUGCGUGCUAUAGAGAUCGAAGCCCAAAAGGCCAUUAAGCUGCGUGAGUUGGAGAUAGAGGCCAAGCGUGCUGAGCAGCCUCUCCCUGCUCCUACUACCUCCACGCCCAGGAGUACUGGUGAGUCUCUGGAUUUUCGUUCUGAUUUUGAUGUGAGCAGGCAAAUCAGAUUAGUUCCUCAUUUUCGUGAGUCUGAGGUAGACUCUUAUUUUGAAGCAUUUGAAAGGGUUGCUAACUCUUUGAGUUGGCCUAAGUCAGUUUGGCCUCUUUUGCUCCAGUGUAGAUUAACUGGUAAGGCUUUAGAUGUGUUUUCUGCUUUGCCAAUAGAGAAAAGUUUAGAGUAUGAUUCUGUAAAAACUGCUGUACUCCAAGCCUACGAAUUAGUACCAGAGGCUUAUAGACAACAUUUUCGUGCACAUUUGAAAACAGCUAAUCAAACAUUUGUUGAAUUUGCUCGAGAGAAGGCAGCUUUAUUUGAUAAAUGGUGUAAGGCUAGUAAAGUUACCACCUUUGAACAGCUUCGUGAAUUAGUACUGCUUGAAGAUUUUAGAGCUUGUGUAUCUGAGAAAUUAGCAGUUUAUCUGAAUGAGCAAAAACGCUCUUUGCUGUCUGAUGCUGCUAUUGCAGCUGAUGAGUUUGUAUUGACUCAUAAAGCUGUUUUUCCUUCUGCAUUUCGUGUUGAUGCAUGUCGUGUUGAUGCAUCUAGAAAAUUAGAUUUAGGACCUCGUAGAGAUAGACAGAUUAGUGGAAGCAAAAUGGAUUCUGUUUCUGCAAGCAGUUUUAAGCCUGGUGGGUCUGUUAAGGAAAAUCGUGAAUGUUUUUAUUGUCACAAGCCUGGUCACCUAAUUGCAGACUGUCAAGCUUUACAGAAAAAGCAAGGUUCCUUGGUACCCAAGGGAGUAGGGCUGAUUCAGUCUGUUUCAGAGUUACAUGUGGCCAGUGAGGUUGAGUUUAGACAGGACAAAGAUGUGUUUGAGCCUUUUCGUUUACAAGGUUUCAUUUCUAGCUGUGAGAGCAUGGAGAUUAAACAACCUGUAACUAUUCUGCGUGAUACAGGUGCUGCCCAAUCAUUGUUGCUCAGUGGUGUAAUCCCUUUAUCUUUAGACACCUAUAGUGGAGCUGAUAGGGUAGUUCAGGGUGUUGGGCUGAGCUAUGUUAAUGUUCCAAUACAUUCUGUAUAUCUAAAGUCUGACUUAGUUUCUGGGAAGGUUGAUGUUGGGAUAUGUGAUACAUUGCCUAUUCCAGGGGUAACGUUUAUACUGGGGAAUGACUUGGCAGGAGGGAAAGUGCUACCUGUUCCUGAGGUUGUGACUGAUCCCAUUUGUUCUGUUCAGCCACCAGCCAACCAGUAUGAAACUAGUGAGAAUCUCCCAUUAACUUUUCCUGCAUGUGUGGUUACACGUGCUCAGUCACGUAAACUCAAGGAUGUUGUUGAUCUUUCAGAUUCCUUUUUGCAUCCUGAUCGCUUAAAUGUUAGCCUUUCUGAUAGCAAGUCUUUUGGUAAGGUAGAGACUGUGUCUGAUUUGUCUGGUGUGGGUAACACUGUUCUAGAUCUUGGUUUGUGUGGUACUCGAGAACAGCUUGCCAUUGAACAGAAAAGUGACUCUUCUUUGGCUCAGUGUAGAAAGGCAGCAGAAGAGGUUAAAGCUGAUGUUUCAUCCUCCGCUUACUUUUGGGAUGGAGAGAUACUCAUGCGUAAAUGGGUUCCUCCUAAACUAUCUAAAACUGAUUCUGAGUGGACCACUACUUACCAAAUUGUUGUUCCUACUGCUUAUCGCUCACAAGUAUUGACUUUAGCUCAUGAUCAUUGUUUAUCUGGACACUUGGGGGUCACUAAAACGUACAAACAAAUUUUACAGCAUUUUUUUUGGCCGGGUCUAAAAAGUGAUGUAUCUGCUCACUGUCGCUCUUGUCAUACGUGUCAGCUUACUGGUAAGCCCAACCAGAUUAUUCCUCCGGCUCCUCUUCAGCCUAUACCAGUAAUGUGUGAACCUUUUGAAACUCUGUUAAUGGACUGUGUAGGUCCUUUGCCUAAGACUAAGUCAGGUCAUCAGUAUCUGCUUACCUUGAUGUGCAGUGCCACUAGAUUUCCUCAAGCCAUACCAUUGCGUACCUUGAAAGCUAAAGCCAUCAUAAAAGCCUUGAUCAACUUUUGCUCUACUUUUGGUUUGCCAAAAUAUGUCCAAACAGACCAGGGUUCGAACUUCAUGUCUAAACUGUUUGCACAGGUUUUAAAACAACUUUCUAUUUCUCAUAGAGUUUCCAGUGCAUAUCAUCCAGAAUCACAGGGGGUGCUAGAGAGGUUCCAUCAAAGCCUAAAAGCCAUGUUGCGUAAGUACUGUUUUGAGUCUGGUCGUGAAUGGGACGAGGGAGUUCCCCUAGUACUCUUUGCAGUUCGAGAAGCAGUUCAGGAUUCGCUGGGCUUUAGCCCUGCAGAACUUGUUUUUGGCCAUACUGUGAGAGGUCCUUUAAAACUUCUAAAAGACAAGUGGUUGUCUACAGAUGAGCCAUCUACCACAAAUUUGCUUGACUAUGUGAGUAGCUUUAGAGAACGUCUUCACUUUGCAUGUGAGGCAGCUAAAAGCAUGUUGGCUUCCUCCCAGUCCAAGAUGAAGAAGCAUUAUGAUAAGUGUGCUGUGUCUCGUUCUUUUCAGCCGGGUGAUUUAGUCUUGGUAUUGCUACCUUUACCAGGAUCAUCGUUGCAGGCUAAGUUUUCAGGGCCUUAUGUUAUUGAUUCAAAACUCAGUGAUACUGAUUAUGUGGUGCGAACUCCAGAUCGUAGAAGGAAAACCAGGGUUUGCCACAUAAAUAUGUUGAAGGGUUAUGUAGCCAGAGAAAACCAUGAUUGUAAGACAUCUGCACCUUCCUCUAGUUCCAUUCCAGUAGCCUCAGUUUCCUUUGUGUCCACUCCUUUGCAACCCUUUGAGACUGAAGAGCCUAUGUCCAGUGCUCCUGUAGUUAGUGCUCGUUUGCAAAAUUCUGACAUCUUGAACAAUUUGCCCAGUUUUCUUUCUCAUUUAAGUGAUGACUGCUCUCAAGAUAUUUCCAACUUAAUUGAAAGCCACAAGUCUUUGUUUUCUGAUCAUCCGUCUCAAACUCAUGUACUUGAGCAUGACAUUGAUGUUAAUGAUCAUCCUCCCAUUAAGCAGCAUGCUUAUCGUCUUCAUCCAGCCAAGCGUACUUGUAUGCAGAAAGAAACACAGUAUCUUGUAGAUCAUGGUCUUGCUGAGCCUAGCUCCAGUCCUUGGAGCUCUCCGUGCAUCUUAGUACCAAAACCUGAUGGCACACUACGUUUCUGUACAGAUUAUCGUAAAGUUAAUGCUGUAACUCGUGUUGAUUCCUUUCCAUUGCCUCGCAUGGAGGACUGUGUAGACAGUGUUGGUUCUGCUCGCUAUGUGAGUACAUUGGAUCUUUUAAAGGGAUAUUGGCAAGUACCAUUAACUCAGCGUGCAUCUGAUAUUUCAGCUUUUGUUACACCCGAUGAUUUUUUAUAAUAUAAAGUGAUGGCUUUUGGGAUGAGAAAUGCUCCAGCUACAUUCCAAAGAUUGAUGAGUGUCGUUCUGAAGGGCAUUAAAAAUUGUAAAGCUUAUUUAGACGAUCUUGUGAUCUAUAGCCAGAGUUGGUCAGAGCAUUUAACUGUUUUGGAUCUUGUGUUUCAGCAUCUUGAAGAAGCUGCCCUUACCCUAAAUUUGGCCAAAUGCGAGUUUGGAAAGGCUACAGUGGUGUACUUGGGAAAAGAGGUUGGUGGUGGUUGUGUUCGCCCUCUAGGAGCUAAGGUUGAGGCCAUUGUGAAUUUUCCAGCACCAAAGACCAAGCGUGAGUUGCGCCGUUUCUUAGGAAUGGUGGGCUAUUAUCGGGGGUUUUGUAGAAAUUUUUCUACAGUAGUGUUUCCCCUAACUAAUCUACUUAGAGCUUCUGUCCCUUUUGUCUGGUCUGUUGAAUGUCAGCAAGCUUUCGAUAGUGUUAAAUCUUUGCUUUGCUGUGCCCCAGUGCUUGCAGCUCCAAAUUUUCAAUGUCCUUUUAAGUUGGAGAUUGAUGCUAGUAAUACUGGAGUUGGCGCUGUUCUCUUGCAAGAAGAUGAACAGGGAAUUGAUCAUCCAGUUUGCUACUUUUCCAAAAAGUUUACUCGUUAUCAGAUGCAUUAUUCCACAAUCGAGAAGGAGACAUUGGCUUUGAUUUUGGCUUUAAAACACUUUGAGGUGUAUGUUGGCUCUAGCUCUCAGGAAGUCAUGGUGUUCACAGAUCACAAUCCCCUUGUGUUCUUGAGUCGUAUGUACAACUCUAACCAGCGGCUUAUGAGGUGGGCAUUGAUGGUUCAAGGUUACAAUUUGACUAUUAAACACAAGCGAGGAUUAGAUAAUGUUUUGGCUGAUGCUUUGUCUAGGAUAUAGUUAUUGUUUAAUUUUUUUUUAUGGGGGGGGAGUGUUACGUCCUAGACGUUUAUUUUGGAAUUUAUUAUUAUUUUUGUAGAUUGAGUAAGGUAUUAAGUAGCUUUUGUUGUUUUUCUGUUGUCGUGCUGCUGCCCUCUGCUGCUCUUUCCGUGUAUCUCUUGUUCCCUCUCUCUCAAGUUCUUAGGUCACAUCUUGGUGGGAACAUGUCAGCUGAUCACUGUGGCCAUGUGACCCAAGAAUACAAAAGGACCUGAAGUUCCAUUGUGGGGUGGCCCAUGGUGUCUCCACCAUGCGGUCCAUGGCAGACAUAUUGACACUUGCCUUUGUUUAGCUUAUGUCUCUGUCUUGGUUAAGAUGAUGUGUUAUGUCACUUUAGGGGUGAGCUGCCAUUUUGUUUUUACUUACAUUUGUUUCUGUUUAUGAACAGGGAGGUAGGUAAGCUGUUUGUCUUUUCUUUGAACUUUUGUUUUUGAUGCACAGGUAAGAUAGCUUUUGACUGGUUAGACAUUUUUGUUUGUUAUUUUGGCCUUGGCUCACCCUGAAGUUUUUGUGACUUAGUUUAUAUUUGUUUAUGACUUUGAGUGUUAUUAUUAUUAUUAUUAUUAUUAUUAUUAUUAUUUAUUAUUAUUAUUAUUAUUAUUAUUAUUAUUUCUUUUUGAGCUGUAACAUUAUUUGUAUUUUCUUGAUCUGCCAUGUAUUUUGUAUUGCCUGACCCUCCAAUCUAAAAACACCAAAUACAUUUUUCUAUUUUUGCAUCCAAAACUUGUUGGUCCAUUUAUUUAUGUUGCAACCCUUAGACCCCUAGGCUAUACUUUUAUCUAGGGUCGUAACAAUAAAUCAAAUGAAUUGAAACUAAUGAACUAAUGAAAUGAAAACAUUGUGUUUAAUGUUAAAUCAAUAAAAUUUCUUUAUUUAAAGAUUA